AUGGAGCCGCGGCACGUGCGCCCCGCGCCCGGCGCCCGCAGCCCGACCUGGGAGGAACCGGAGUCGGACAGGAUGGCCGGGGCCGGCGGCCAGCACCACCCCCCGGGCGCGGCGGGAGGAGCGGCAGGCGCCACGGUCACCCCCGCCACUGUCCCGGCGGGGCCCGGAGACGACUCGUCCGACAGCGAAGCGGAGCAGGAGGGACCCCAGAAGCUGAUCCGCAAAGUGUCCACCUCUGGGCAGAUCCGCACCAAGACCAGUGUUAAAGAGGGACAGCUGUUGAAGCAAACCAGUUCUUUCCAAAGGUGGAAAAAGCGAUACUUCAAACUUCGUGGUCGUACACUUUAUUAUGCAAAGGACUCAAAGUCUCUGAUAUUUGAUGAAGUUGACCUCUCAGAUGCCAGUGUAGCUGAAGCAAGCACAAAAAAUGCUAACAACAGCUUCACGAUAAUCACUCCAUUUAGAAGACUAAUGCUGUGCGCUGAGAAUAGGAAAGAGAUGGAGGAUUGGAUCAGCUCACUGAAGUCUGUACAGACCAGAGAACCUUACGAGGUGGCCCAGUUUAACGUGGAACAUUUCUCAGGGAUGCAUAACUGGUACGCGUGCUCCCACGCCCGACCCACUUUCUGCAACGUGUGCCGAGAAAGUCUUUCUGGAGUCACCUCCCAUGGCCUGUCCUGCGAAGUGUGUAAAUUCAAGGCUCACAAACGGUGUGCAGUGAGGGCAACAAACAACUGCAAGUGGACAACCCUGGCCUCCAUCGGGAAGGACAUCAUCGAGAACGAGGAUGGGGUGGCCAUGCCUCACCAGUGGCUCGAGGGUAACUUGCCCGUGAGCGCCAAGUGUGCUGUCUGCGACAAAACGUGUGGCAGUGUUCUCCGUCUUCAAGAUUGGAGAUGCCUUUGGUGUAGAACGAUGGUGCACACUGCCUGUAAAGAUUUAUAUCAUCCUGUAUGUCCACUUGGCCAAUGUAAAGUAUCUGUCAUACCUCCAAUUGCACUAAACAGCACUGAUUCUGAUGGUUUCUGUAGAGCAACGUUUUCAUUCUGUGUUAGUCCUUUAUUGGUUUUUGUCAAUUCUAAGAGUGGAGAUAAUCAGGGAGUAAAGUUUCUUCGUCGAUUUAAACAGUUACUAAAUCCAGCUCAGGUGUUUGAUUUGAUGAAUGGCGGUCCUCAUUUGGGUUUAAGAUUAUUCCAGAAGUUUGACAAUUUCCGGAUUCUUGUUUGUGGAGGAGAUGGAAGUGUGGGUUGGGUUUUGUCAGAAAUUGAUAAGCUCAACUUGAACAAACAGUGUCAGCUGGGAGUACUGCCUCUGGGCACAGGAAACGACCUUGCCCGCGUUCUCGGCUGGGGAGGCUCCUACGAUGACGACACCCAACUUCCUCAGAUACUUGAGAAGCUGGAACGAGCCAGUACCAAAAUGUUGGACAGGUGGAGUAUUAUGACCUAUGAACUCAAAUUGCCGCCAAAAGCUUCUCUACUUCCCGAACCUCCAGAGGCGUCUGAAGAAUUUUAUAUGACAAUUUAUGAAGACUCAGUUGCAGCUCAUCUUACAAAAAUCCUCAAUUCUGAUGAACAUGCAGUGGUCAUAUCUUCUACCAAGAUACUUUGUGAGACUGUAAAGGACUUCGUUGCCAAAGUAGAGAAGGCACAUGAAAAAACGCUGGAAAAAGCUGUUGCAGCCGAUGCUGUGGCCAAUAAAUGUUCCAUCCUAAAUGAGAAGCUUGAACAGCUGCUCCAGGCUUUGCACUCAGAGUCCCAGACAGGUCCAGUGCUCCCAGGCCUCAGCCCUCUCAUGGUAGAAGAAGAUGCUGUGGAAUCUUCCAGCGAAGAAUCCUUGUGUGAGAGCAAGGAACAUCUCUUGGAUCCCACUACAAAACCCUCAUCCCAGAAAGCUGUCAAACCAAGGGAGAUAAUGCUGCGGGCAAACAGCUUAAAGAAAGCAGUGAGGCAAGUCAUUGAGGAGGCCGGAAAAGUGAUGGAUGACCAGCCAGUUCACUCCUCUGAACUAGUUAAUCAGUCGUUCGAUUAUGAUAGCACAGAAACAGAUGAUUCCAAAGAUGAAUUAAAAGAAGAUGAUGCAAAAGAGUCAUUAACUGUUAAAGGUGCACCUCGGUCUCCAGAUGGCCGGUCUGGUCGUUCCCAAACUGAUUCUGGCCCUGGUGCCCCUGUAGCAUCCAGCAAGGAAAACCUCCCUGUGCUCAAUACCAGAAUAAUUUGCCCAGGUUUAAGAGCAGGACUAGCUGCCUCAAUUGCUGGAAGUUCUAUUAUCAACAAAAUGUUGCUAGCAAAUAUUGACCCUUUUGGUGCAACACCAUUUAUUGACCCAGAUCCAGAUUCAGUAGAUGGCUAUUCAGAAAAAUGUGUCAUGAACAAUUACUUUGGGAUUGGAUUAGAUGCAAAAAUUUCAUUAGAAUUUAAUAAUAAGAGAGAGGAGCACCCUGAAAAAUGCAGGAGCCGAACUAAAAACUUGAUGUGGUAUGGAGUCCUUGGAACUCGGGAAUUAUUACAAAGAUCAUACAAGAAUUUGGAACAGAGGGUUCAACUUGAAUGCGACGGGCAGUAUAUUCCUCUCCCCAGUCUGCAAGGAAUAGCGGUGCUGAACAUCCCCAGCUAUGCCGGAGGCACUAACUUUUGGGGUGGAACUAAAGAAGAUGAUAUAUUUGCUGCACCAUCAUUUGAUGACAAGAUCCUAGAAGUCGUUGCAAUAUUUGACAGCGUGCAAAUGGCCGUUUCAAGGGUCAUUAAACUGCAGCACCAUCGAAUUGCGCAGUGCCGUACAGUAAAAAUCACCAUAUUUGGUGACGAGGGGGUCCCAGUACAGGUGGACGGAGAAGCAUGGGUUCAGCCUCCAGGGAUUAUCAAGAUCGUGCACAAGAACAGAGCUCAGAUGCUCACCAGGGACAGGGCCUUUGAAAGCACCCUGAAGUCUUGGGAAGAUAAGCAGAAGUGUGAUUCCUGUAAGCCAGUUCAUCGAACGAACUUCUUCAUCCAGCAGGCGGCGGACCUGGCCACGGAGGAAGUGUCUCAGAUGCAGCUGUGCUCGCAGGCGGCCGAGGAGCUCAUCACCAGGAUCUGUGAUGCGGCCACCAUCCACUGUCUCUUGGAGCAGGAGCUGGCCCACGCGGUGAACGCCUGCUCCCACGCCCUGAACAAAGCCAACCCACGCUUCCCAGAGAGUCUUACAAGAGACACUGCCACAGAAAUAGCCAUCAAUGUGAAGGCCCUAUAUAAUGAAACAGAAUCUUUGCUAGUGGGCAGGGUUCCUUUGCAAUUGGAAUCUCCACAUGAAGAGCGAGUAUCCAACGCCUUACAUUCCGUGGAAGUGGAGCUACAGAAGUUAACAGAAAUUCCGUGGCUUUAUUAUAUCUUACACCCAAAUGAGGAUGAGGAGCCCCCCAUGGAUUGCACCAAGAGAAACAGCAGAAGCACGGUAUUUCGUAUUGUGCCCAAAUUCAAAAAGGAGAAGGUUCAGAAGCAGAAGACAAGUUCACAGCCUGUUCAGAAAUGGGGCACAGAGGAAGUUGCUGCUUGGCUGGAUCUGCUCAAUUUGGGAGAGUACAAAGAAAUCUUCAUCCGUCAUGACAUCAGAGGGGCUGAACUCUUGCAUCUGGAAAGGCGAGAUCUUAAGGACCUGGGGAUACCGAAAGUGGGUCAUGUGAAGCGAAUUCUCCAGGGAAUUAAAGAGCUUGAAAGGAGCACCCUCCAGCCUGAGGUGUAA
Rangifer tarandus platyrhynchus (Svalbard reindeer) is the source of this 3720-nucleotide messenger RNA. NCBI's taxonomy places the organism in Eukaryota, Metazoa, Chordata, Mammalia, Artiodactyla, Cervidae. The record is from the annotation of a GenBank genome assembly.